GCCGCUCGGCCGCGGCUCAGCUCGGUCCACCCAUGUUCGCCUACCUGGUCCUGCUGUUUCUGGUGGUGUUUGUGACCACGUUCCUGUGGCGCGCCGCUAUAUACAAGGAGCAGCUCCGCUUCUAGGCGGCACCAUGGCCACCUCGGCCGGGUUCGUGAGCACGGUGCUCAGCACGGUAUGCCUGCAGGCGCUGAGGCCCACCCUGCCGCCCGUGCCGCCUCUCACCGCGCCGCAGCAGCAGAAUGAGGCGUACCGGACGGCCUGUGACACCACGGACGAUUACCUGCGGCUGACGGACGGACAGCUGGUCGAGUGGAUGCGACCCCGCGUCACCAGAAAUCUCCAGAAUCGCACCAUCAGAGUCGGCGUCAAAAAGCUGCCGCCGCCAGUGCCGCCGCGCUACGAACCCGACAGCUGGUCGAUCCGCGUGGUCCAAGUGCUCGCCUCCGUCUUCAACUUCACGCCCGAGUACGUGGGCGCGCCAGUGCCGACCGGAGGAGUCCCGCAGAGCGGCGGCCGCUGGAGUGGACUCACCGGACAGCUGCUAGAGGACGAAGUGGAGAUGACAGGAAGCUUCCUGGUAUCCAGCAUGGAACGUCUAAACCUCGUCUCAUUUGGUGAAACAAUCGGCUACUCUCAGAUCGGCCUGCUGAUAGAAAAGCCAAAAGCGGAGACUCGAGACGACUCCCUCUUGGCUCCAUUCAGCAGUCACGUGUGGCUGCUGAUUCUGAUCUCGAUGAUCGUGAUGGGCCCGCUGAUCUGGGGCAUUAUCCGGUUCCGGGUGUGGCUGUCCACCGGCGACGCGCACCUGAACCGGGUCAUCCCGCUCGGCUCGUGCGUCUGGUUCGUGUACGGCGCGCUGAUGAAACAGGGCUCUGUGUUGUCGCCCGUCACAGACUCGUCGCGAAUGUUGUUUGCCACCUGGUGGAUAUUCAUCACGGUUCUUACGGCCUUCUACACGGCCAACCUGACCGCCUACAUGACGCUGUCGGCGCUCAAGGUGCCCGUCCAGAGCAUCGACGACAUCAGCGGCAACCAAAAGUCCUGGCUGGCACCGGCAGGUGACAGUAUCCAGAUGUAUGUGAACAAUUCGGCGACACUUCGCCGACUCCAGAGUGCUGGUAGGGGCUCCUACAUCCGACAUGAUGAGCCCAUCGCCAGAACCAUCAGCAAAGUUCGCUCCGGUUACGUUUACAUUGACGAGGUGUCCAAGCUGAAUGCGAUGAUGAUGGCCGACUACUACGCCAGUAACCACACGUGCCACGUGUACGUGGUGCCGCUCAAAGACCAGUACAUCAAGUACUCGCUGGCCGCUCCCAAAGACUCGCAGCUGCACCACAUCUUCGACCCAUUCGUCCACUGGCUGGUGAUGUCCGGCAUUGCUAGCAAGUGGAAGCGCGACGCCGAGGUGGACGCCGAGCCCUGCGCCAUUCCCAAGGGCAUCCAGGGCACGCAGCUGAAGAACGAGGAGCUGCGCAUGAUCUACUACAUCCUGCUCGUCUCGUACGGCUGCGGCGUGGCGCUGCUGCUGUUGGAGGUCGGCCUGGGCCGGCUGCUGGACCGGUGUGCCGGCGGAGGGGGCGCCCGGCCCGCCCGCCAGUCGCUCUCCGUGCUGCAGCGCGUGCUCGGCCAGGAGGCCGGCGCCGCCGCCGGCAAGACCGCCUGGCCGGCCGCCAGCGGCGACCAGUCCAAGCCGACCACCACCUACGCCUACGGCAUGUCCGUGAACCCGGCGGCCGUUUCCACGUGGUCUGCGGUGACGACGUCGCUGACGCCGCCGCCGGCCGGGCCGGCCUCGUCCGCGGCGGCGGCCGGCUCCGGCUCGGGCGCGCCGCGCUCCGACCGCGAGGUGCUGCAGGAGAUGCGCAACAACAUCAAGUACAUCAACAACCGGCCGUACAUGUUCGUCAGGGAUGGCGCCGGCGGCGUGCGGCCCGUGCCCGUCACCGAGGAGCGCAGCGAGGUGUUCGAGCGCGUCUUCAAGGACCUCAAGGAGCGGCCGAACAGCUCCAGAGUUGACGACCACUUCGGCGACCUCUAUUCUCCCGAACACCUCAUGCGGCAGUAGGCUAGCACGGGCAAAGAGCUGCUCAUACCCACCCUGCGCCACUAGAGAGAACGCACUAGACAAAUGCGGAUGGUGGACCGUGGACAUUUGGAAGACUCUUUAUAAGAUAUUUUUCUCUUUCUUGUAGAUAAAUCGUCUGGUCAUGGCGUUAAAGCGUUUGGGACAUUUUACAAAUUGACGGAUGAAAUCAUGUGAUAGAAAAUAAGUAGGUAUCUAAAUGUACCGGAAAACAUCGACGUCAUUUCGAAAUCUUCGUACCUAUAUUUUCAAGGCUUUUAUGGGCUGAACUAAGAUAAAAAUAUCUAAAUGAGA
Molecule: messenger RNA, 2380 nt
Organism: Amphibalanus amphitrite
Lineage: Eukaryota; Metazoa; Arthropoda; Thecostraca; Balanomorpha; Balanidae
Product: glutamate receptor ionotropic, delta-2-like
Exons: 9
Coding region: 134-2068 (644 amino acids)
Biological process (GO): monoatomic ion transport
Cellular component (GO): membrane
Molecular function (GO): signaling receptor activity; ligand-gated monoatomic ion channel activity
Source: RefSeq, a predicted model, not a curated record